Lactuca virosa is the source of this 1158-nucleotide messenger RNA. NCBI's taxonomy places the organism in Eukaryota, Viridiplantae, Streptophyta, Magnoliopsida, Asterales, Asteraceae. The record is from the annotation of a GenBank genome assembly.
AUGGGCACAAUCGUAUUUUUCAGGGAUUUAGAGAGAAGAAUUGUGGAAACCGAGAUGGAAAUAACACUAGCCAAAAGUCAAGGUUUUCAUAGUAACCAAUUGAAGUCAUCUUCUAACAAAAAAUUUCUUGCUGUGAUUGGCAUUUACACUGGAUUUGGUUAUUCUUUAAGGAAGCUUGAAGAAAGAGGCAUAGUCAUACGUUUUAUCAUUGACAGAAGUCCUAAUCGUGGUUUUAGCUUGGAUCGCAACAUUGAGGAAGAAAAUCGCACAACAAAAGAUUUCUUCAAAACAGUUCUCCAAAGCUCAUUUGUAGGUAAUGGUGAUGAUUAUUUCAAUGAUUUGAGAGAGUUCAAGAGCUCAUUGAAAUUAUUGAAGGACAAGCAGAUCUUGAUGCACAGUUUGAUGGUUGUUGGUGAUGUAGCAUAUACAGGGAACUCUCACUCGAUUUAUGCAAAUCCAGAAUCAUCAGGAGAUAGAACACUCCCGUUCCCGAGACUAUUUUACUGGUGCCUGUUACUCCACAUUGAGUUCUACAACUCGGGUCAUCAGAACACCUUUAAUGAGUUCCCAUCAUUCAUGGAGAACAACAAGAGUUCUGAUGAAGUCAACUGGUCAAACCACAAUGGACUUAUAAUCAUUGUUGUGGGCUCGUUUUUAAGCUUCCCUAAAGACUGUGAGCUGCAUAAAGCUCUUGGGCCCGCAGAUGAUUCUUUCCAAAAUCUUUCCAUUGGUGAUGAUAGUAAAAGUAAAACCAAUGGAAUGGUUUUUUACAAUGAGAGUGUGGAAAAUCUUUUGGGAGUGGGAAGCAUUGAGACAAAUGAUAUAACAUCCGAAGAAAAAGGUGGUAAAAAUGGGGCAAGCUGGGCAUUUGAAUUGGGAGGUGAUCUGAAAGUAUGCCCCAUAAUUGUUGAAGAUCUACAAUACCCUGGUCACAUGAUUAUAGAGAUGAUAUGCAAUGAGAGUAGUCGUUUCCUUGAGAUUGGUGAGUUACAUAAACAUUCUCUUUUUCGUCGGCUGUUGAUUGUUUACAAAAAGAUGUCAAAAGCAGCAAAGCAGGGAAUUGGCAUUUUGUUGUCUGACUUGUUUGGAACAGAAACUGGAUCUUCUGUAUCUAUUGAGAAUGCGGGUCUAUUGGUUGUGACCAGUGUAGGAAGUUGA